Clunio marinus is the source of this 282-nucleotide messenger RNA. The record is from the annotation of a GenBank genome assembly. Lineage: Eukaryota; Metazoa; Arthropoda; Insecta; Diptera; Chironomidae.
AUGAUCCACAAAACGUAUACUAAAUCCUUCGAAUGUCAAAGCCGUGAUCAUCAUCAACAGCAAUUUGAAAUGAUCUUGAAAACUGCAUCAUUAACCAAAGUUUGCAUCAACUGCAACCGACCACAAAAGACCGAUGCACAAAGAAAAGAAAGAAAGAAAAGAAAAAUGCUCGAAAUAAAAGAAAAAAAUCUUGAAAAAUAUUUUGGAAGCAAAACGAAGAAGUUGGCAGACUGGUUUCGUCAUUAUUCAUGUUUCUUAAAGAAAGAAAAAUUAAAAAUAUAA